CAGGCAGAGCUGAGCCCACGUGUGACGCGCGCAUUCCCGGCUCAGUGCGAUUCGCUUUAGCGGCGCUCCGGGCUCCGUUCGCUCUGACUGCGCGCCUUUUAGUUUGCUGCCUGUUUUUAGUUGGGUUAGCGAUGGAGGGAGACGGGAGCCAAGCCACGUCCGGGAGUCCGACCGAUUCGCAACACGACCCAGGUAAAAUGUUUAUCGGUGGCCUCAGCUGGCAAACUUCACCAGACAGCCUUAGAGACUAUUUUAGUAAAUUUGGAGAAAUCCGAGAAUGUAUGGUGAUGAGGGAUCCCACCACCAAGCGCUCCAGGGGAUUUGGGUUUGUUACGUUUGCAGAUGCGGCCAGUGUAGAUAAAGUUUUAGGUCAACCUCACCAUGAAUUAGACUCAAAGACGAUUGACCCUAAAGUUGCCUUCCCGAGACGUGCUCAACCCAAGAUGGUCACAAGAACAAAGAAAAUAUUUGUAGGCGGAUUAUCAGCUAACACAGUAGUCGAAGAUGUGAAGCAGUAUUUCGAACAGUUUGGCAAGGUAGAGGACGCCAUGCUUAUGUUUGAUAAAACCACAAAUAGGCAUAGAGGAUUUGGCUUUGUAACUUUCGAGAAUGAGGAUGUGGUGGAGAAAGUCUGUGAGAUUCAUUUUCAUGAAAUCAAUAAUAAAAUGGUAGAAUGUAAGAAGGCUCAACCCAAGGAGGUGAUGUUUCCCCCAGGGACGCGAGGGCGAGCCAGGGGUCUACCCUACACCAUGGAUGCCUUCAUGCUAGGAAUGGGAAUGCUGAGUUACCCAAACAUUGUAGCGACGUAUGGCCGUGGAUACACUGGCUUCGCCCCGAGCUACAGCUACCAAUUCCCUGGCUUUCCCGCGGCAGCGUACGGUCCGAUGGCAGCGGCAGCAGUGGCAGCAGCGCGUGGUUCAGGUAGGGGGGCCCGUGGAAGAGGCGGCUACGCAGCAUAUCCGCACAGCACAGGGCCAGGCUUCCCCGAUUACGGUUUCUAUUCCACGACAAGUGACCAACGGGGGCCCCCCUUCUCCUUUGCGGACUAUGGCUCCCUAGGCCCGCAGGCGGCUCAGCUGCUUCAAAGCGAGCAUGCCACCUCGGCCUGCAACUCCCCCCUGCAGCACCUGCCCAGCCCGGAUCAGUAUAAGAGCCCAGGCACCAACCCUCCGCGGCCUGGAACUUUUCCUGGAGCGAGCAGUCCAGGACCCGUGGCUGACCUGUAUGGCCCCACCAGCCAGGACUCCGGCGUGGGCAAUUACAUAAGCGCUGCUAGCCCUCAACCUGGCUCCGGCUUUGGCCACGGUAUUGCUGGUCCUUUGAUUGCGACAGCUUUUACAAACGGAUACCAUUGAAACCUAACCGGUGUUUGGUUGCCAUCUCAAUUGAGCAGAGUUUAUCGGGAGGUCCGGGGAAGACAGGCCGCAGUUUCUAACUGGUUUUGUGUACAGGUAACGGCCAUACAACUCCAAGCACUACAGCGUGGAACAGACAAGGACGAGCUGAGAUGGCAGGAUCUGGAGAACAAAAGAAAUGUCUGAAUCAUCUCAGAAAAAAAAACAACAUUAAUCUGCUGUACUAUAAUGAAAACCUGGCUUUUGGAUUUUUUUCUCCUAAUGUAUCCCCAUAAUCUAGGAUGAUGUUGUCGUUUUGUCCUUUUUCACUUCUUUUCCCUGUUUCAUUGAAAUUGUUUCGUUAACAUCUUUAAUCAUAUAGUCUGAAGCAGCCUCUGAGGUUGACUAGUUUUGAAAUAUUUUCAUUAUAUACUAUGUUCUCUGAUGAGAAGAACUAUGUAAAUGUACAUUUUCUCUCUUUUUUUAGUGUAAUGACAUCACUAUAGUUGUCUCUUCACUCUUGGCUCUUUGUAAUAAUACCCGAUGUUUCAUGUUUUCAGAUUUCAUUUCAUUCAAGCAAGAACACUGAAGGACUUGCUUCAAAAAUCAUGAUUUUUCAACCUUUAAAAGAGCAAUGAGAGGGUAACUAACAAAUCUAAGUAGCUCUGUUCUUCGUUUCGUGUGAUGUCUUGUUAUCAUUAUUAUCUAUUUUGGGCAAUAAGAGGACUACAAUAUUUUCACAGUCCUUUUUUAUAAAUGUUUUUUGUUGUUGUCGUUGUCGAUAAAAGAAAAAAUACAUUUCCUUUUAAUACUUUGUGAAAUGAGAUUUAAAAAGAAAAAAGUUAUGAAAUCUGUAAAUAUUACUCAUUACUACAUCGAACCAUCUCAGAGAGAACCAUAUUUUUGUGAUGGUGUCCUAGAGGUCGUACUGUGCUCAAUCUGAAAUAUGUUUAAAAAAAAAAAAAGAAAGAAAGAAAAAAGCUCUUUCAGGCUCGGUGCAGUAACUGAAAUCCAUUUGUAGCACAAAAGCCGUGAGAACCCGACUGCAGACACAAGCCCAAUAAAACACUGUUAGCUCGCUCUGUAAAUACUGUUGGCUUUCUAACUGUGCAGGUAGCAAACCAGCAUAUUGACUAGAUUGUGAGAUCAGAUGUGCACAGCUUUCACAGAGAAACUACUUUACAGCAUACACACAAAUCAGCAUUGUAUAAACAAAAUCGAACUGAAAUCCAAAGCACAUGUUUGUUUCAUGUUUUUUAAGUAUCAGUGAUGAAAUUAGAGAUUUUGUAAGAAGUAAACAGUUUUUUUUCCUUCUCACUUUUUUUGGUUUUAAUUUAUUUUUUCCCGUAGUCCUAAAAAAUAGUACACAGAACGCCUGAUUUCGGAAACAAAAAGGCAAUAUUUCAAGAUUUUUAGUCAUUUCUGACUUACCGUGAUCAAUUAGGAACUGUUUUUGCACCAUUACCUCAGUCCUGUGGGAUGUACUUUAGAGGACGUAACAAAUUAAUUUAUUUUAUCGUGAGACAAAAUAAAAAAAAAAGAUUGUCUUGAAAUUAAAAAGAAUCAUUGCACUGUGAGAAAGAAUUUAUUAUUUUCUAUUUGCACAUGUUAAAGGAUGUUCUCUACCGUGGGUCAUAUGAAGGAUUCGUAUGGAAACGUUGUCCCUGCACGGUCGCAGUCUUCAUGGCUGUGUUUGUGGAAUAAUCAUUAUUCCGGGCAUUUUAUUUUUGUGCUUCUGAUCUGCCAACGUUACAGCUAAGUUUAUUGGUAGCAAUAGUUGAAAUCCUCCGAUACACUGAAACUGAAUGAAAUCAGUAGCUGCUACACAUAUAUGACGUACAUGUUGGAUCUGAAGAGAUCGAAAUGAUGCUAAAAUAUAUGCUGAGUGAAAUAAGAGUGAUAUUUAAGAGUGUAAACUGACUGAUAUAUGCUGUUGUUCAUCCUUGCUGAAGAUGUGUUUUAUUUUCAUUUUUCUCCCUUUUUUCACAAUUUUACUGAACUAACACGUGAUUCGAAAUGCUGAAUCCUUUUUUUGUACAUCUCGGGAAAAAAAGGAAUAAGUAAGCGCAGCGCAGAAAGACGGCUUCCUGCUAACUGUUCAGACUGUUUCAAAAGACAAAACUACUCAAAACAGCGCGAUCCCCAACACAGUUUGAAUAUCAACGGGGGAUUUUUAUUGCUAUUUUUGUGGAAGUGAAUGACUAUGUUAAAUAUGUUGCUGACUAUAUUACGGUUACUAUGUACUGUAUUUAUCAUUUGAUGAUCUCUCCAUUCCCUGUCGCAUCAUCCAGUAAUCUUAUGUUGAUCAUUGUAUUUCAGUAAUGUGUAAAAAAAAAAAAAAAAAAAAAAAAAAAACGGGAAAAAAAAAAAGAAAUUACCUUGUAAAAGAGUGCUGUCUUUGAUGCCAGUGUAGUGGUCUGUACAUUUCUCUGUUGAUCCGUUUCACUCCUCUCUCCCCGUUUUUUGCCCCGCCUUUGUCUUCUUGCUCUUUCGCUAUAUCUCUGUCUCACUCUCUCUUAGUGAAUAGUCAUAGAUGUUAUGUAAUCAACGUUACAGUAGAGCUGUAGUGAUUAGUAGAUUUAGGACCAGUAAGGAUAGAACUUUCUCUUGAUAAUCAUUUAAACAAACAAACAAAAAAAAUGCUGAACAUUGUUUUCAUGGCGUUUCACCUUUACUUUGUCUUUCUUUGUGUUCAUUGGGUUGUUUUUUUUUUCUGAUUCUCACAUGGUUUCAACUAACCAAAGCUCUCAUGAUGAAAUCCAGAAAAAAGAAAUUGGUGUAAGACAGAGUUGUAAACAAGGCAUUAAUUGGAUCCCCACCCUUGAAUGUUUGAAAAGGGGUGUGCCAUACUACCUUAAAUGCUAACGCUUGAUAUGCAAAACUGUUUUGUUUUCUUUCUUUUUUUAAGAGGGACGCAAUUUAUAAUUAUGGAAAGGAUUUUAUUACAUGAAUGGAAAAAAAAUCAUAUUUUUUUAGUACAUUCUACCUGAGUAAUGAUGAUCUAGCCUAAUAAUUAUAGAUACGGAUAAAACUGUAAUAGGUUUUGAUAUUUAUACUCUUCAAAAAGUCCACUACUAUUUUUAAAUACUUUUUUGUGUCUAUGUGUCUGCAUAGAUUCAUAUAUAUUUUAGGUUUCGGUCAUCUUAAACGUUAUUUUUGUACGCUGUAACCUUAGUGCCAGUUCUUCAUGUUAAUCAAAGCUAAGGCUUAAUCACAGCAACAAAAAAACUAAUUAUUGGAAUCUUAAAUACUCAUAUAGCAUAUGAAACAAAACAGUUAGACUAGCAGCUGUUACUGUUAAUAACUAAACAGUUUUAUUAAGACAGGUUUGAUUAUUUAUUGCUAGCAGUCAUAGAAGAAUUCAGCGAAACUUACAAUGAAGUCUGAAAUAUUUUUUCUGAAUGAAAUCUGUUCUCAGGGAUUAUGAAUGUAAGCUAAUUCUAAUCUAACUCCUCUAUAUGUGAGAUUUAGCUCAUAAUUACUUGUGGAUUCUGUGUCUCUGAUACGUGCUGUCAGAUUUCAUUCAGACACAAACACUGAGCCAGUUUUCCUACAUGCUCUAGUACUGAGUUUAACCUGCUGUCGGUCAGAGAGAGGUUCUUCAAGGGGUCUUUGGAUUGUCAGAAGUUCUAGAUUCCUAAAGAACCCUAUCUGAUAGGGAAACACUGUUGUAGAGUUUUUUUUUUAAACAGAACCUUUAAGUGUUUUCUGAAAAGAAAAAAAAAAAAAAACUGUUUAUGGCCCUAGAUUUGACCUUUUACACACAUGGCAUUAAGGACUACAUAAAGUAUAUUUAUUAAUCUCUGUUGCUAUGUGAAGUUGUUGCAAAUUAUGACUUCAUUACAAACAUUUGUAUUGUUUCUAAUUUACAGUUGCCAUUAUUUUAUAAAAUAAGCAAAGCCUUUUGUGCUCACGAUUUGCAUUCAGAGCUUUCUCAAAUGAAAGAUUAUACUUUCACAGAAAAUGAUUAUAAACAGUAUAAGAUUAUGAGUUUUUCAAUCUUAUAAUCACGAUCUGGCUCUUGAUUAAAAUGAAGGCUGGCAACCCUUUCUGAUAGCCUUCUAUAAUGUCUCUCAGUCAGUUUCUUUCUUUCUUUCUUUAUAUAUAUUUUUUUCUUUUCUAAUUUGAUCUUGUAGCUUGGACUUUAAGGUAGCAUGGCUCUGUUGCCAUUAUUUUAUUUUUCCAUCGACAGCCGUUUACAGCAGAUGAAUGUUACACAUCUUGCUAGACUAGUUAAAUCAUUGGAUAAUUGUUGGUUUUGGAAAAAAAAAAAGGAAAAGAAAAAAAAAUGACCUGGAAGGUGUUGGGUGAUAUUCGAAAUGAACUACCGUAUCCAUUCAAAACUUGAAUUUUGAGGCAAGUGCUAGGCAAUGGCCAAAACGAUCAUCCCAUUAUUGAAGGAACAAACUACUCUGUCUACACACACACACACACACACGCUCUGUAAUGACAUACUGUAAUGACAUAUGUAUAUACUUGUAUACAGAUACAGGAUAUAUAUGUAUAGUGUAUAUAUCUCUUUGUUAAAUUGUUGAAGCUGCCUCAUAAUGCUUAUUAAUCAUUUGUAGUGACCCAGAAAACUUUUGGGUCAGUAGUCUACGCUGAAAUCAUGUUUGAAAGUCAUGUGUGAAAUCACGUGUUGUGGAAAAGCUGCAUUGUGCACUACUGGGACAGUUAGAAAGCCGGGAAACGUGUUAGUUUAGCUGUGUACGUGCCCCUUUAACUCUCUGGGGACACGGUACAGUUCACACGGCAGGUGUCACAGGGGAAUGGUCUUUAUUUCUGACGCUUCCUUCGGGAACUCGCUCUCCUGUUUUCCACCCCAGCUUUCGCCUCUCUGAUUGCCUUGUCCAUUCCUAACACUUGCCCAUUUUUUAACGGACUUUUUACCGCAUGAACUGACUGAACGGACUGACGUCUGAAAGCAUCUUUCAGGUCUUCUUCUAUGGCUUGCUUAAGCCCUGUUGUAAAAUAAACUAAAGUGGAUGGGGGUCUCUCACAUCUCAGAUGUGGAAAGUAUAAUUUUAUAUUUGUAUUUUCAAAUAAUUAUGAUAAUAAAAAAUGUUUGUGAAAGGUUUCCAUCCUCUACUGUGGUCCAGAAAUCAAUGUGUUUGUCUGGAGAAGAUUAAAAAAAUAAUAAUAAAGUAAACUGUUUUGAAACA
Pangasianodon hypophthalmus (striped catfish) is the source of this 6496-nucleotide messenger RNA. It is a transcript of the gene msi2b, whose product is annotated as musashi RNA-binding protein 2b. Gene Ontology annotation, molecular function: RNA binding. The transcript is spliced from 15 exons. Lineage: Eukaryota; Metazoa; Chordata; Actinopteri; Siluriformes; Pangasiidae. Gene Ontology annotation, cellular component: cytoplasm. The coding region runs from base 132 to 1355 and encodes 407 amino acids. The record is from RefSeq and is a predicted model, not a curated record.